GUGCAACUAAGCUUGAAAAUUUAGUUUUUGAUGGUAGUAUGACGGAGCACGCGCUCACCUGAAAACUGCCUCUAAUGCGCGCGUGCAAACACAUGAUAGGCAUCAGUAGGAGUAACUAACAAACCUGUAACUAAAAAAAAAAAAAAAAAAAAAAAACUUUAAUUAUUUACUGUUAAGGUGCACUCAGUUUGAAAUGACGUCGUCCACAUAACGCCGUGUCAAGGGCAAAAGGGUAAUCACAUCAGGGGAAGAAAAGAAGUUCCUGGAAACAGAGUAGUGAGGGGGACGCCGCGGUUCAAACUGAGAGAUUCCUCUGAGGCUUGACUUCUCUGCUCAGUGAACACCCAUCACAAACCCUGAGAGAAACGCGACAGUUGAUCUCCUGGUGUUAUCCAAAUUGCAUUCACAGCUCGGCGGAGUGAAGCUGCCUUUCUGCCCGACAUGUCACUUUUGGAGAAGUGUUUGCGACUACAAAAAUAGCUGCAUACUACCAGCUCCUGAGUAAAUUUUAUGAAUUGCAACUACUUGAACCGACUUCCUCAUGAGCACAGAACUUCCGAGGAAUCGGUUUCAGCCAUGAGUGGAAAAGGUUGUCAGCUCCUGGUGUCCCCAUGCAAUGUGUCCCCGUCACUGAGCAUGAUCAGAGGACACCAGCCCAAGUCCAUCAGGAUUCCCCUGUCCCCUCGCCAACGGUCCAAUCUCAGUCCUUCCUUAGGAAUGGAGAAAGUGAAAAAAGGAGCCAUUCACUCCCUAGCCUCCGGGAAACAGAGCGGAAGCCAUGUUGUUCUGCCAACCCUGAGCCUCCGCAGGCAGGUGUUGACCACUGGGAAACAGUUAAACAUGCCGACUGCACCCCAACAACAGCAAGUGCCUGCUCAUCAUCCUCCAACCACAACAGUGACAAAUACCAUUCAGACAGGACUCAGCUCCUCUGACAACAGCUUCAAAGGUUGCCCUGCAUCUGGGCCCGCCAUGGAAGUAUUCGGCCAGCCCGCUGCUGCAAACCUGACGGUGAUCAGUAGUCCCGUGACUAUUGUCACAGGCCAACCAUACCCUGUAGGGCCUGCAGCGCCUCAUCCUCCAUCACAUUUACAUAGUGUAACGAUUCCCCACACUGAUGCCAGGUCCUUACUGUCCCGAGAAUCCCUGGCAUCCACCACCCUCAGUCUGUUUGAAACACAGUCAAUGUUUAGUGGAAGACAUGACUGGCCAUAUGGCUACCGUGUGCUUCCUCCACUGGGACUACCUCAGUGCUCCACCCAGGCGAGCGAGGGAGGCGAGCAGCUCAGCAUUUCAUCAGGCACGGCCAUGUCCGGCACGACGAUAUCAGGUGGCACAAGCACCUCUGCCUCCCUGCCUUCAUACCUUUUUGCAGGUGAUACUGGAAGCCCCAGACCAUCUCGUGCUAAGAAGAGAGCUCUCUCCAUGUCGCCUUUGUCAGAUGUCAUGGGUACUGAUUUCAACUCCGUCAUACGCACCUCGCCUACCUCACUUGUGGCUUACAUCAAUGGUUCGCGCAGCUCUCCAGCCUCCCACGCCACACUAUCCCCUGUCCAGUCUGAGGGUUAUGGUCACUUCCUGGGUGUGAGAGGCCGCUGUAUCCCCCAGGUCCAUCCCUACAGCAUGCCAGGCUCUUCGAAGGCUAUGGCCCCACAGACGGAGUGUGGCCGUAUGCAGAUGCUGGAAGAGGGAGGGGGUCUGGAGAGCCAGAUGGCUAACAUGGUUGUGGAACAGCAGUGCCUCCCAGAGGAAGGAGGGGCGCUGGAGAACACUUCAGAGAGCUGCAGUCAAACCACCAACAACCUGCUGCCACCUUUACAGUUAGAGCCGGCUCUGCUGACCACAGUCCAUGAAGCUUCUGCUCCGCAUGGGCCUCCACCGCCCUACCACUCCCACCAGCACUUUCACCUCUCCAGGCGUCACUGCAAAAUAAAGCCCUCAUAUCAGGACCCUCUCACACAGGCCCCCAUGGCUCCUCCAAGGCAUGGGAUGAGCUUUUUACCCCAGGUCCCAAUGCUGGAGGAAGAAGAAGGAGAGCUGGAGGACUAUGGUGCCCACUGCUGCAGGUGGUUGGACUGCAGUGCAGUCUAUGACCAAAAGGAGGAGCUGGUAAGGCACAUAGAAAAGCUACAUGUGGACCAGCGGAAGGCUGAGGAUUUCACAUGCUACUGGGUGGGCUGCCCACGCAACUUCAAGCCCUUCAAUGCCCGAUACAAGCUUCUUAUCCAUAUGAGGGUCCAUUCAGGAGAGAAACCCAACAAGUGCACGUUCGAGGGCUGCAAGAAGGCUUUCUCUCGACUAGAGAACCUGAAGAUCCACCUGCGUAGCCACACGGGGGAGAAACCCUAUCUGUGUCAGCAUCCAGGAUGCCACAAGGCCUUCAGCAACUCAAGUGACAGAGCAAAACACCAGCGUACACACUUGGACACAAAGCCGUAUGCGUGCCAGGUGCCUGGCUGUGCAAAGCGUUACACGGACCCCAGCUCCUUGAGGAAACACGUGAAAUCCCACUCUACUAAAGAGCGACAGUCAAGGAAGAAGAUGAAAUCUACUGCUGAUGUGACCCAGGACACGCUGACAGACUGUUUAACCAUUCACCCUCUACAACCAAGCCUCUCUCCUCUGGCAAGGAUAGACAACAACUUGAACCCAUCCCCUGGCGCAUCCUAUGAGUCAUACUCUGCUGCUCCACAGGGACAAGACUCCUCCAGCAAUCCUCACCUGGCUCUGUUGUGCUCCUUACAAGACAAUUACAGGUUUGUUGAUCCUUCCCCUCACCAGCUCUUCCCUGGGGACUCGUGUGGGCCUUGCUCUUCCACCUGCCUCCCUCAUCCUCCCAAUGGGACAUCCCUGCAGAACAACCGAGAUCUGAAGCAGCCCAGCCAGCCGCCUGAACUAGCAGAUCACAAUCCAGGGUUUAAUGUCCACAGCCAAGCACACGAUUUGGCUCCUCAUCAAGAUUUACAUGGAGGAGAUUUCUUCACUGUGGUGGACCACUGCACAAGCACAAGCCAGGUCUCCUGCAUCUAUACAGAAGGAUAACAUCACUCAAUUGUGGGUUUUUUUGCUCCUUUGCACUAUUUUGUGUCACUGCAACCUGGUUGGCAGCUUCAUUUAGGGAAAUAAAAGAAUAUUUGAUAAUAAAAACUGCUGCUCCCUGGGUUAGAUAGCGCUGAAGGAAUUGACACUUACAUUCACAAUGCAAGUUUUCUCUCUCUCUCUCUCUCUCUCUCUCUCUGUCUCUCUCUCUUUCUGUCUCUCUUCGACUAAAUCUCUGUAAAUGUACUAUGUGACUCCACACUCUGGCCUCUGCCUCCAUAAUCAAUGUAUUUUAAUGACUGAGCCUACAGGAUUUUAAUGUUUACUUCCUCAGUUUUAUACAGCUUGUGUAUCGCAUGUAGUAAGUACUUCAAGUAGUUUCUGGUGGCAUUUUGCACAAUAUUCAACACUGCAAUCACAGCAAAGUAUUCAAGGGAUCACUUAUUAAGGUUUUUCUUAGAACCAUGGCUUUGUAACUAUAGUAACAAGACAGCCUUACCAUUUCAAAGUAAAGCGAGACAUAGAUAUAACUUGUUGUUUGAUAUAUAGUAAUGUGCUGAGUGCUCCUGUGCCUAGAUCAUGAGGUGGAUUUCUGUUGAUAACCAUACCAGUGAUUUUGCAUGUUUUAGUUGAUUUACUGCAAACUACUUACACUUCACAUUACAGAUGUGUGAUCCUUUCUAAAAGCAGCAUAGUGCUCUACAUUUUGUACUGAUUUUCCUGCAGCCAGUUAUUUCCAUAUGGUAUGAAAAUGACCUUAUGUAGACAGCAAAACUUGCUCAAGAAAAGGGAAACUAUAGCUAUAUUAUAGCUGCUUUUGUUUUCUUUAUUUGUUGCAUUUAAAUGCAGUUCCAUCCAAUUUGUACUUUCAGCUGCAUUACUACGCAAUCAUAACACAACCACCAAUAAAAAGCAGACAUAAUUACCACCAUGAAUCCAACACGAAAGCAAUUUUUAAGUCUCUUCAAAUUUUUAGUGUUGUGAAAUGACCAUUAGGAUAAAAACACUUUUCAGAACUCAGAAGCAUGUUUUGAAAAAUCAGCAGCAGCAAUGUGAAGUGUUUGUGUUUUGUAGUAAAUGGACUAAAUUAUGCUAAAACGCUGCUAUCGUGCCUUACCCUUUGAAUAUAUUUGGAAUGGAUCAGGAAAAAGAAGUAAAACAAUGGUAGCCUUG
Seriola aureovittata is the source of this 4212-nucleotide messenger RNA. RefSeq names its product GLIS family zinc finger 3 (gene glis3). The record is from RefSeq and is a predicted model, not a curated record. Gene Ontology annotation, molecular function: RNA polymerase II cis-regulatory region sequence-specific DNA binding; DNA-binding transcription factor activity, RNA polymerase II-specific. Bases 511 to 3042 code for a protein of 843 amino acids. The transcript has 10 exons. Gene Ontology annotation, cellular component: nucleus. NCBI's taxonomy places the organism in Eukaryota, Metazoa, Chordata, Actinopteri, Carangiformes, Carangidae. Gene Ontology annotation, biological process: regulation of transcription by RNA polymerase II.